This is a messenger RNA of Camelina sativa (false flax), 1318 nucleotides long. Its product is annotated as putative BOI-related E3 ubiquitin-protein ligase 3. NCBI's taxonomy places the organism in Eukaryota, Viridiplantae, Streptophyta, Magnoliopsida, Brassicales, Brassicaceae. Gene Ontology annotation, molecular function: ubiquitin-protein transferase activity. The record is from RefSeq and is a predicted model, not a curated record.
UAUGACCUAGAGUAACCCCAAAAACAAAAAAGUCCUAUCUCUCUCUGCCACUCCUAUUCUAACUUUUUUUCAGUUACUUUAACUCCUCCCUUCAUCUUUUUUCUUCUAUUCUCAUCGACAAAGAUAAAUAUAUAUAUAUAUAUAUAUAUUGUGUGUGUGCAGAGGAGAGGUUACAUGCAUUGUAUAUGUUUAUCAGAGACACAUAUAUCUGACUCGGUUUCCUCCUUUUUGAUUCCCUCCUCCUCUUUAUUAAUCGGUUUUACUUCUCUCCCUCUCUAUUCUUUGGUCAUCGUCCUUUGAUCGGAACAAAAAAAAGACAAAAAUCAAAGCUUUUCUUUUUUUUUGUUGUUCCAAGAGAUGGCAAUACAAGCGCAGUUGAGUUACAACGCUUCGAACGCGAAUCAAAUCGGGUUUGGUGGGUCUGAGUUUUCUUUGGUUAACAACAACAAUGGUGGAAUCGGAAUCGGUAACGGUCAGUUUUAUCUCAAUCAUCUCCAGUCGCAGAAAGAGUUCAACCAGCAAGCUCUGUUUCAUCAUCAACAUCAUCAACCUCAACAACAACAACAACAGUCUCGUCCUCAGAACUUUUUAGCCGCUCAUAUGGAAAAACAGAAACAAGAGAUCGAUCAGUUCAUCAAGAUACAGAACGAGAGGCUGAGGUAUGUGUUGCAAGAACAGAAGAAGCGAGAGAUGGAGAUGAUCUUAAGGAAAAUGGAAAGCAAAGCUUUGGUUUUGAUGAACCAGAAGGAAGAAGAAAUGUCGAAAGCGUUGAGCAAGAACAUGGAACUCGAGGAUCUGCUGAGGAAGAUGGAAACGGAGAAUCAAACGUGGCAGAGAUUGGCUCGUGAGAACGAAGCUAUGGUGCAGACUCUUAACUCAACGCUCGAACAGGUCCGUGAGAGAGCCGCCACGUGUCACGACGCUGGUGCUGCAGAGGUGGACGACGAAGGGUCGUUUUGCGGCGGAGACGGGGAUAGUUUUCCGGCGGAGAAGAAGAUGAGUGGUAGUAGUAGUAGUUGCUGCAAUUGCGGUUCUAAUGGAGUCACGAGAGUUCUGUUUCUGCCGUGUAGGCAUCUCUGUUGCUGCACAGAUUGUGAGGAAGGGCUUGUUCUUUGUCCGAUCUGUAACACCCCCAAGAAAAACAGAAUCGAAGCCUUUAUUUUCUAGGAUUUUUCUUUGAAAAUUUUCCCGAGAAAGUUUGGUUAAAAACUUAGAAGAAGAAGAAUGUGCCUAGUUUUUGUAUCCCGGUGACCGGAGAGUUUUUAACUCCGGGUAGAUGACGUGGCAGGGUAAUUUUUUUGUUUAUUUUCCGGGGAAA